AUGGCAUUGCAGGCCGUUACCAAUGCCUUCAUUAGGCGACUGCGACUAUCGGAGCGACCAUUGAGUGCAGCGUGGACCGCGCAGUGCCGAAGAUAUGCUUCGACAGACGCGCAGAAGGAGGUCGAUGAACUUGAGUACUCGCCCUUCCAGACCACCACUUCCGACACGGCAGCGCAGAAGAUAGAGCAAUUCGAUCCGGCUGGCAAUGCGCGAAAACGAAGGCGCCAACUGCCAUCAAGCAGAUACAACUUCCGUCCACCAAAGUACUACCGCGGACCGCUUCAUCCCCACCAACCUCCUCCACCCUCCGAUCCAGCAUCGCGCGAGUUCUAUGCCGGACCCUUCACUCUUCCACGUCUCGAGCAGACAUACAACGAUACCUUCGCGCCGGAUCUGAUGACCAUGGCAUAUACACACUACCCACCAGCAUUCGAACGACCGCAGAAGGGGGAACGUCUCAGGCAAUGGGUUGGAGAUUCGCCAUACUUCAAGAACAGACCGCGUCGUGGGCCCAGAGGAUACGAUGUACUACCACUUCUGCGCAAGCCCAUCACCUUCCGCAACGUGCCGAGACUGGAAGGCGUUACUGUACACACAAUGGUCAAGGGCGCCAUCGAGGACAGUGCGCAUCUGCACAUUGCAGGUAUGGUUACGCAAGCGAUCACCAAUGUUCGUGCAACUGCACACGAGACCAGGAGGAGCGUUGCAGGCUUCGGCAUCCGUCAAGGCCAGCACUUGAGUGUGACUUGCGAGUUGAAGGGGGAGAACAUGUACCAUUUCCUCAGCAAAAUUGUCGACGUAGUAUUGCCCAAGAUCAAGGACUGGAAGGGUGUCAAGGGGUCAUCCGGCGACAGCUCUGGCAACAUUACAUUUGGUCUGACUGGCGAGGAGGUUGCCCUCUUCCCCGAAGUGGAGGUCAAUUAUGACAUGUAUCCACCAAAGAUGAUCCCGGGUCUUCAUGUCACCGUUCACACCUCAGCAAGGACCGAUCGCGACGGAAGACAGCUCCUCUCUAGCAUCGGCAUCCCCUUCCACGGCAAGCUGGUCAACUAA
Molecule: messenger RNA, 1053 nt
Organism: Fulvia fulva
Lineage: Eukaryota; Fungi; Ascomycota; Dothideomycetes; Mycosphaerellales; Mycosphaerellaceae
Product: putative 54S ribosomal protein L7, mitochondrial
Exons: 3
Coding region: 1-1053 (350 amino acids)
Biological process (GO): translation
Cellular component (GO): ribosome; cytosolic large ribosomal subunit
Molecular function (GO): structural constituent of ribosome; RNA binding
Source: RefSeq, a predicted model, not a curated record